Moneuplotes crassus is the source of this 903-nucleotide messenger RNA. NCBI's taxonomy places the organism in Eukaryota, Ciliophora, Spirotrichea, Euplotida, Euplotidae. The record is from the annotation of a GenBank genome assembly.
UGAUUAUGCAACUGAGAUAAAUCUGAACCGUAUCAAUGACACAAUGGUCAAACUAAAACAUGACUUUAAUCAUAAACUUAGCAAGAUAAAAGAGAAUUUCGAGCAGAAGCAUACUAACUUGUAUCAUGAUCUUGAUGAAAAGUUUGAAGAAAGUCAAGUUACUAUAAAAUAAACACAUUAUUGAGCAAAUAGGAGGAAAGCCACUUAGCAUUGAUGAGAUCAAUCAAUUACUCGCAACAAAGGCAAACCGGUCUGAUCUUGGAAUCCUUGAUAAGACCAAAUCAGAUAAAUAUGAGAUCGAAAACUUUCUUCAAAUAGUUAAAUCUCUAUCCACACAAAACGAUCACAUUCUUACACUACUUAUUGAAGGAUUUAAAGUAGAUAUCGACUCUAAAAUCGACACUGAACACAGCCAAAUUAACAAAUAAAGCUUCUGUCCUUUCCCAGUUGAUCAAUUUAUACAACUGGAGUAAGAAGCAAAAUCUAAAUCCCAGCUCUCCAGAUAGCCCAAAAUCCCAAAUUCCAAAAUCUGCAUGAAAAAAAAGCUUCAAUUUCAAGCUCAAGAGGCAAAAGACUGUCUUCAAAUCCCGUCGGGAAUCUUGUCCGACAAAUUCUUACGGUUCAGAAUCACUUAACCACAAAAAUGCUUCAAACCUUAUGAAAUUCUCACACAAGGUUUUGCCAAAACAGGCUGCAUCUCUUCUUCAGAAGCAUAAAAUUCCCAUGAAGAGUUUAAGAUGACAGACUUCCCACCGGUCAAGGUCUUUGACUAGGAUUUCGUUCCAGCAGACCCCGGUUAAGGAUCAUGAGAAGUAGGUAUUUGGAGAGAUAGAGUGGUGGGACAUUCAAGAAUAAGGUUGUUUUUGAGAAUAGGAAAGUAUUGUAAUGCAAUUAUGUUUUAGU